ACAGUUUGGGGAGCGGUCAUCUGCCUUUACAUGAGGGGAAGUUUGGUCUCUAUCAACGCACAUCACGCCUGAGUCAGACAAGGGGGCACAAACGAGCUGCAGGAUAAAUUCACUUUAAUGCGAGGCAGGAAGGUGAGGGGAGGGGCGAGCAGAGGGGCUUUAUAAGCGCAAAACGGAGACCUCCACUCAGGACGCACCAACAAGCCCACUACUAAACCGACGCCACUUUGAUUUGAUGUGAAGUGUUUUGGCUGCUGCAUGCGUCCGCAUCACUCCCUGUUUUUUCUGCACUCUUUGAAAACCAUGGAGGCUCUGAAGUUGAUACUUGUGUUGUUGUUGGUCGUGUUCGUGCAGGUUUUCGGCGCACUGGGGACUUCACACUCAAGUGAAGAUGAAGACGAGGUGUGGACGGUGGACAAGUGGCAGGUAAAAACACAGAGCCUCGUGCAAACAGGUAGAGAGAGGUGGAUUUUAUUAUGUUUUAUUUGUUUUUGUUUUUCCAAUUGAAAAUGACAGCAUGACUUUGGAAGUUAAACUGAGCUUUUCAGCAAUUUCACGUGUUUUUUUAUAACAUUAUUCAAAACUGCGCAACAGUAGGGAUUGUUUCUUACUUCUUUAGGUGAAAUGAUUCUCUAUUCUUGACACCACCCGAUGACUAAAAGUGACAUAAACUGAGAUUUUAUUUAAAUCUUAAAGAGAGCUCACCAUAGGCUACAGACGCUCAAUAGGCUAGUGAACCGUUCUGAGCAUAAGGCUACCAGACUGUUUCUGUAAAAAUAAUCAACUAACAAAUAAACAAACAGUUUUAAAACGACUUAUCUCAAAAUGUGUGAGCAGUGUAUUGGCGACGGAUAAAAAAAAAUCGGCCGAUUCGGUAUUUUUUCUGACGAUGUCCAGAUCGAUUUCAGACAAACAUGUUUUUUUUAUUUUUAUUUUUUUUACCAAACCACAAUCCGUAUGAAAUAAAAAUUGAGUGGAUUUUUAUGACCAUUUGACUUUUACUCCUUAGAGCUAUCAAGUCUUCAGGCGAUCAAAUGAGCACCUGACAUCUCUUAACCCUUGAACAUUAUCGCUAAAAUGCUGAUUUUUACCCAAAAUAAUAUAUACAAGAAAAAUAAAAAAAAAAUAGGACAAUACAUGACAAAUUAAAGUAGCUUUCUUUUAACUGUACAGUUUCCAAAGGGAGGAAAAAAGUGCCAUGAGGGGACCGUAUAAAAAAUGCAACAAAAUAACUAAAAUUAGGUAUUUAUGAACAAAAAAAUACAUAUAGAAAGUGUAAACUUCGUUUCUUUUCCACCCAUUCCUGGGGCAUAUGAGUCUUCCCUGGUGAAGACUCAGGGUCCUUGGCACAAUAACAGCUGCAGGAGAGAGAACCAAAAUAUGGCAUAUUAAAGUAAAAAAUGACCAGCAGACUAAAAUAUUUCUCAUCACCAUAUGAAUUCCCUUGAAAAUCACUACUUUGUGAUAGUUAUUCAUAACCACUGCGCUAAAUAAAGAUAGCAUGUAAAUUCCAGGACUACUCUUACUGACCUUAUUUGCCUACAUAUGCAGCUAUCAAAUCCACCCAAACCUACUUUACCCUCUAUCACUGUUGCCGGGUGAAAAUCACCCGAACAUGUGCCUGUUGGAAAAAGCAGGUUUUGGAUCAGGGAAUCAAAUAUGCCUUCAAAGAUGUCUAAGGAAAUGCUGAAGCUACCCAGGGACCCAUGAUACUCAGAUAAAUGCAACAUAAUGAAAAUCAUGUAAACAUGUUUGGUCGGGUGAAAAUCACCCGGCAAUGGUGUUCUAGGGUUAAAUGCAGGGAAAAGUAGGUCACUGAUUUUCCUCAUAAAGAGUGAUUUUUGUACAGGGAGGGGGACAGUUAGGCUACAUUAGUGGUCAAUUUCUGGCAAUUAAUCGCAGCUCUUAGGGAGAAUUUUCACUAUACCUAUGGUCAAAGGCUUUUUUUUACCUAUGAACAAUGCCUGCAGGCUUUCUCAUAGGCUUCAGUUUAGACCUCCACCUAUCAGAGGGUGUGGCAAAAAAAAAAAAAAAAAACAUGAGAAAUAUUGAAGACUCAAGAGUGCUGGCUGCUGCUUCUUACUGGUCUGUUUAUCAAAAGAUGUCUCGCUUUGCCCCUUUUAUCUGGAUAUUAACAGUGUAAAGGAAAGUUUAGAGAGCCUUGACAAUUUUCACUCACUCUGUGAGGGAAAAAAUGGAGCAGUAACUGGUUUUCAAAGGUGAGAAAGGAGGUGGGCUGGAGGGUGGUUGGUAAUGUGCUUCUUGAAUACCAGGCAAAAUAAAGCCCUGGUAUAUUGCAGUACUCCUUUAUUUCACUACAUGUAAAGACAGUAUAAGAUUAUAAGCUUUGAAAGAGAGUUUUUGUGUUUUGAUAUCAAGAGUAGCACUGUCCUUAUCAGUCCACCAGAUGGCAGGGCGCGAAUGAUUUACAGGGGAAAUAAUUGCCAGUACUUUUCUUUGCCAAAUCAGUAUCAAUUGACUACUUCUCUUCUUCUUUGUGUGUGUUUGUGUGUGUGUGUGUAGGGCUACCCAGUAGAGAGAGAUCUACAUAUGCAUCUGGCAGACCUCAUGAAGCGGUCCAAAGCCGAGCAGUUCCACGGCCUGAUGGGUCGAAGCACAGGUAAAAAAUCAAAAGUGUAUUUGUUGGUUAUUCUAAAUUUAUGGUUUUAUAUUCAUUUCCCCCUCUAAUCCCUCAUUGUAGCACUAAAGACACCCAUAGCUCCCUAUUGUCCUUUUAUAUGACUAACACAUUGAAUGUUUUUAUUCCUCUUUUAUUUCAGGCAGAGCUCAACCUGUCAGACUGGGUAGGAAAAGUGAGUUUAAUGACACCACAGGAGGGUUAUGAAUGUUUCCCCAACAAUCAGAUUGAAGAUAAUUUGAUCACUUUCCACCCUUAUGGGAAUCUUUCUCUGUUUGUUUGUUUUCUCUAUCUCUGUUAAGCAGGAAAUAAAGGGGAUAUGUUUGUUGGACUCAUGGGCAAAAGGACUUUAGGUGAAGGUAAAACAGAUUGAUAACUUCAGCCUUUUAUUUUUUUUCAGCUUGUGUCAACUCCUGGGUCUUGAGUUUCAAUCUUUUGUCUUUUCAGAAACACAAGAGGGAUGGCAAUCUGACCCCAACUAUAGAGGAACACAAUGAAGCUGAAGAAAACUGUAAUAAUCAUAAUCUCAGAUUAUACUGUAAUAUAUUCUGUCCUUUGUUGUGGAUCAACAGAACACAGAGUCACACAAAGUCCUGUAAAGAACAAUGGUUGCACAAAUCCAGCUGCUUUAAAUCUCUGUCAUCGUCACUGUAGAAUUAUAACAUUUACUGUUAUUGGUAUACAGUAUGUUCAUUCUCUUUUUAAAACACGGCACAUGUCAGUCCUUUUGUCUCUUCAGUAAAUUAAAUGCAGUAAACCUGCUAACAUGACCUCAGUCUUUCUCCAUUGUGUACUGCCACUGCAAAUGAUUAAAAAAAGAUAUUUGGAUGCACUGUGUUGGCAUGGCAUAAGUGUACGGCUUUAAGGAUAUAUUUUUGCAAUUUGAUGGAAAAAUCACGCUUUGCUAAUACCAUGUUGAUGUUGUAAUGCUAUCACGUUGCAGCGACAUUAAUAAAAUCAUAUUUUGUUUCAUGUUCAUGAAA
This is a messenger RNA of Xyrichtys novacula (pearly razorfish), 3621 nucleotides long. Lineage: Eukaryota; Metazoa; Chordata; Actinopteri; Labriformes; Labridae. The record is from the annotation of a GenBank genome assembly.